This is a messenger RNA of Notechis scutatus (mainland tiger snake), 321 nucleotides long. RefSeq names its product MRN complex interacting protein (gene MRNIP). Lineage: Eukaryota; Metazoa; Chordata; Lepidosauria; Squamata; Elapidae. Gene Ontology annotation, molecular function: chromatin binding. The record is from RefSeq and is a predicted model, not a curated record. Gene Ontology annotation, biological process: mitotic G2 DNA damage checkpoint signaling. Gene Ontology annotation, cellular component: nucleus.
AUGGCUCAACAGUUUCAAGUGCUGAGGUGCUGUUCCUGUAACAUCUUUCAAGUGCAGCAGGUUAAAAAAAGCAAAAAAUGGAACUGCAAAAUAUGUGAUGAAAAGCAGUCAAUUCUUAGGGUUUUUGGCCAGGGCUCUGGGGUUGAUUGCAGACACCAUGUGCAGAAGCUAAACUUGUUGCAAGGAGAACAUGAUCAUGCACCUGUAAGCAAACUUAGGUGUAAAGAAGAAUCAGGCCAAAUAAGUGAUGAGAAUAUGGCUGUUGACAUCAAAGAAAAAACAGGCUGGCAGGUAAGACUUUUUGAUUUAGAAAUAGCAUAA